Molecule: messenger RNA, 2880 nt
Organism: Didymodactylos carnosus
Lineage: Eukaryota; Metazoa; Rotifera; Eurotatoria; Philodinida; Philodinidae
Source: the annotation of a GenBank genome assembly
AAGCUCUUGCAACGAACGUUUUCUUUAUUUUUUUACUAGAGUCUGAAGAAUAACGUUUUCUUGAAAAAUAAAUAGAUGAGAAAGUAGCUCGUUGUUAAAUUGCAUGCUGUUCUAGAAAAUUUAUUUUAGAAAAGGAGGAAAUUCGUCCAGUAUCUAAACAUUAUUAAUUAAGUCUAAUUACCUACUCUUUGAAACUGAUAAAAAACUCGCAAAGUUCCGGGUGAAAAGUGGAUCAAAGCAUAAUUUAUCAUACCCCAUUUAAAAGCGUGGUAAAAACACUUCAAGUUUCUAUAGUUAUAUAAUUCCAAACCUAUUCUGUUACAGGGAAAAAUGGAUUUGAUGCGAAAGAUACAUUUGAAGAGGACAGUAGUUGCGAGGGCUUUUUUAGCGACAUUUGGUAUCGUACUCUUUUCUUCCUCAAAGCCACUUUCAAAAAUUUUGUUUCCUAUAUUUUUGAAGUUCAGGCUUUGCACUUUCAGUCAAAAAAAGGAUGCACUUUCUACAAUGUUCUUGAGCGGAGAACCAUGACUAGUGAUUUCGGCAAUUACUUUUGCAUCGGAGUUAGAUAACAGCGAAAAUUGGAUGUUUCCAUCACUUUUCGCUAUCGUGUAAUUCACGCUUUACUAACGCUAGUUGAGGUUUGACUGACAAUUUGUCCUGUAACCAUCCACUACGUCACACCUCAACGGAACAUGGUAGAAAGUUUCUCUUUUUAUCAUAAGUGUAGUCUAACCGCACGAUGAUCCUAUAAAAAUGAUAACAACUGAAGUUGUUUUAUAAGGGAGUAAACUAGAAAAUACUAGGUAAUGUCCCGUAGCCGUACUCUCUGGUUUUUUUUUGUAACUUUAACGUAACACACGUAAAUAAAGCCAAACUUUUAGUAUAAAGGUUUCCCAACGUGGAUAAUUUAAGGAUGUGCAUAUACAGCGUUCAAAUUGAUGAAGAGAGGGUUUGUAGAAAUCUGUGGUUAUCAGAAAACUAGUAUACUGGAAGUUUUGUGAAACUGUUUUUGAGUAUACCAGUAGGUGGAGCACAUUUUUUUAAUCUACAAACUACUAAAAAAUUUAAUAGAUAAACGGGUCAUAAUAAUUUAAAAUCAUGAACUAAUAAUAAUAACAUAUACCAAAAGCUUAAAAGAAAAUCUCAUAACUUAACAAUAAAAAAUUACUAAUAUGAUAAUCAAUAAAUAAAAUUACAAUAAUAACUGUUAAAAAUAAACUUAAAGAAUAAAUAUUCAUUAUCUACUUUUAGAGUAGUUUCAGUCAUUUAUACAUGAAAAUCAGCAGAGGUCUUAUCUCCUUGCAUUUGAAAUUCACAGUUUUUUGAAAAUUCAGGACAAAAAGAGGUGAUAGUUUGCAACCUUGCUUUUUUCUGGUACUGCUAGAUAUCCACUAUCGAUAUAUGAUAUUGAUAUGCUUUUUCUUUUGGUCAAAUUUUUGAAAAUAAACGGUACUACUUCUAUCAGAAUCACUCAUAUAUAUGUAUAUCUCUCUACCCGCAAAUUCAUGUUACCUUAUAGCAUCCUUUAAACUCGUGUUAGAAGACUUCUGAAAAUCUAUUUUGAAGAAAGAUUUUCACUCUUUUGCAUUAUGAAAAGAUGCUCUCAAGUUCUGGAUAUUGAAUGAUGAUCCAUCAAAGAUUAUUAGAAAAAUUUCGAGUAGAUUCAUUUUUUUAAACAAAUAAUAGCUUAUUGCAUCCUGUUUUCAUCAUUUAUUUAUAGAUGACACUGUCAACAUACCAUUUCUAAAGAAAAAUGGUGAUUCGACUGCUGUAACUAACUAUACAUAUUUACCUAUUCAAAGAGAGCAACUAGGUUUACUAUUGGAAAUGAUAAUUGAGCGUAUUUGUGUACCCAUCGUUGAUCUUGAAUGUGAUAUGCACUCUAUUAUCGAUCGGUUUUAUUCAAUCGAUGUCAAAAGUAAUAUAUUGGCCACAUCGUUUUAUCAGGCCGCUUUAUAUAAAUGUGGAGUAACAUCAAUGUUAAAACAUCAACUCUUUAUGGUGAAUAGAAAUGACCCGAUUAGUAAUAAUAUUGAUAAGAAUCGUGUUAAAGAUGUGGAAAAACGCUCGGAUAAGUGUUUUGAACACAUGAAAAUAUUAUUUAAUACAUCCUUAGAAUUAUCAAAUUCGUUUGUAACCCGAACGGAAAUGGGUUAUUCAUGCUAUUUCUUAUUUGGAUAUUAUAACGAGGCUAUUAACACAAUGGAGUCAAUAAUAUCAGUUAUUGAUGGUGAUAAAGAUUAUUUGUCGUCACAAUUAUUAAUGUACGGUGAAGAUGAUUUAACCUGUCCAAUAUUGACAUUUGUAUGUGCUAAACUCGGUCUGGAAGAAAUCAUUAUCGAACCCAUUGUACUAGUUUAUUACACGCUUUUUCACGCGUACCGAUUGAUUCAGCAAUGGGAUACUGCAGCAUGUUACAUUGAUUCAUUUAAACAAGUGUGUAUGAAUAAAAAAAAUCGUUACAGAUCCAAUUCGUUCGUAUUGUUAUCAACUGCUUUCAUCUGUCUCGGUGAUACGGAUGAAGCUUUUCGUUCACUUGAAAUGUCUGGCGUACAUGGUCAAAUAUCGUUGGAUGAACUCAUAUCAUUAUGCGGUGUACGUUUGCUUGUUUGUACACAAAUGACCAGUAUAGAGGAGAUGAUGGAUAAUGGUAUAACUGUUGUACUGCCGUAUGAACGAUCACAAUGUGGUGAACAAGAUGAAAAAAUAAUAGUCAAACCGUUAAUUAUGGAACGAACAGAAUCAUCGUGUUUGUUGGUUCUCAGACACGGUUAUGAUUGCUAUAAGACACGACCGUGGUUAGUAGAGAAAAGUACCAUUAUUGAUGAGCUAGGCAAAUGGAUGAAACGUUUAGCUCCCGGUGAUCGUCUAAAUUAUUAG